AUGGUGCUCCCGACAUUUGGUGCUGCUUACCUUCUAGUGGCCGCCGUGGGCUGUGCGGCUGCCCCUUCACCACUACAUGGCCGCAGCGCAAACACCAGCCAAGCCGUUUCCAUUCCGCUCACCCAGUACCUCAACAACAGAGCGUUCGGCAGCUUCCCUGGAGAUGCCGACUUCGACGGCUCCCUGCAAUCCUACCCGGCCGCCGAGCUGAAGUAUUCUGGUUCCUUCAUCUCCAGCGCUACUGGAGUCGACUACUUGUUUCCUGCUGCUGCGCUCUCCAAUUCCAGCGACAAUGUGCUUUGUCUCGGACAGACUGUCCCUGUACCGCCAGCGAAUUACCUCAGCGCUCAGCUGUUGGUCGCCAGUGACAAAAGAGACACCAUCGUCUCUGACAACAUCACUUUCAUCUAUGCCGACAACACAACAUCUGUCCUUGAGAUUCGCGCAGAGCCGUGGUGGGCUUUCCUGACCAUGUACAAGGGCGAGAUCAUCCUGCCUUACCGCUUCCUUUCCAAUGACACCAAUUUCAACACCACCCACGUCUACGAGUGGACCGGCGCCUUGGACCCUACCAAGCAGCUAACUGCCAUCUCUUUGCCCUCUACCUCCAAUACUACAACCGGCCGUAUGCAUGUCUUUGCUUUGUCGCUGCGAGGCGCCUCAGGCGUUCAGGUUCACCACAUCCGCCCUACCCAAAAGCAGGACGAGAGCGGCGCCGGUGUGCAGAUCGUCGAAGUGACGGUUGGUAAUUCCGGUCCAUCCUGGAUACACGGUGAUGGCGUUGAAGUGUCUAUCGAAGCCCCUGGCGUUGAAACGGUCAGGCCAGCCCAAAUCAAACGCCUCCGAGUCGGUGACCAAAAGAAGGUCAACGUCGGGGUCGUUGGAUCCACCAAUGGGACUGCAGUGGUGAAGCUCUCGAGCAGAAAUGAGACGAUCACUUUUACUUUCCCUGACACCGAAUUUGGCCUAAAGGACUACACCGAGUCCCUUGACAGUCUCACAUUGCAUGAAUCCCCUGAAUGGUUCAACAACGCCAAAUUUGGUAUUUUUAUCCACUGGGGGCCUUACUCCGUGCCCGGCUGGGGCAACUCAACCCCCUACGAGGUGUACGCGGAAUGGUACUGGUGGUACUCGCACCACCUGGCCGCCGACAAGGCCGACACGUACGACUACCACCUACGCACCUUCGGGCCCGACGUCAACUACGACGACUUCUUCGCCAACUUCACCGCCGCGAACUACGACCCUAAGGCCUGGGUCGACCUCUUCGCCGACGCGGGCGCGCAGUAUUUCGUCUUCACGACCAAGCACCACGAUGGUUUCGCCGGCUUCGACACCAAGGAAACCUCAAACAGGAACUCCCUCAAGUACGGCCCUAAGCGCGAUCUCCUGAGGGAGCUGUUCGACGCCGCCAAAACCUACCAGCCGCACCUGCACCGCGGCACCUACUUCUCCCUGCCCGAAUGGUACAACCCAGACUUCGGACCCUACGGCUUCGCGCAAAACGAAGGCAACGCAUCAACAUCCUGGCCCGGCAUCCUCGCGACGAACCAGUACACGGGCGAGACCGAACCCUACACGGGCCACGUCCCCGUGGCCGACUUCAUCGCCGACGUCAUGGUGCCGCAGCAGGAGAUCCUGGCCUAUGACUACGAGACGGAGAUCAUGUGGUGCGACUGCGGCGCCGCCAACGGCUCGGCCGCCUUCGCCGCCGCCUGGUUCAAUAGGUAUCCGUCGGCCACGAUGAACAGCCGCUGCGGCAUCGCGCAGGGCAGCGACUUCGACACGCCUGAGUACACGACCUUCAGCAGCGUCUCGCCCCGCAAGUGGGAGAGCAACCAGGGCAUGGAUCCGUACAGCUACGGCUUCAACCGUGCCACGGCUGAUGACGCGUACAUGAAUGCGUCGACGGUCGUAAAGUCGCUGGUUGAUAUGGUGUCGAAGAAUGGGAAUCUGCUGCUCGAUAUCGGACCUCGCGCGGACGGCUCGAUCGUCGAGGUUGAGGCGGAGAAUUUGCGGAGGGCGGGGACGUGGAUUAAGAAGCAUGACGAGGCCAUCUUUAAUACUACUUACUGGUUCGUCACGCCGGAGGUGGGGGAUGUCAGGUUCACGCAGAAUGAUGAAGCGUUCUAUGUGCUGUUCUUGGAGGAGCCGGUUGCUGGGGCGGAUGUCCUGAUUGAGGCGCCGUUGCCGGUGCUGCCGGGUGAUAGUGUCACGGUGCUGGGUGAGGGACUGGAAGUGGAAUGGGAGGCGGUUGAUGGUGGGGUCAGCUUCACUUGGCCGGCGGAGAUGGAGGGGAAGGGUGAGUACUGUUGGGUUGUGAAGAUUGGAUACACCGCUUGA
Messenger RNA from Lasiodiplodia theobromae, 2343 nucleotides. Its product is annotated as Tissue alpha-l-fucosidase. Lineage: Eukaryota; Fungi; Ascomycota; Dothideomycetes; Botryosphaeriales; Botryosphaeriaceae. Gene Ontology annotation, biological process: glycoside catabolic process; fucose metabolic process. The record is from RefSeq and is a predicted model, not a curated record. The coding region runs from base 1 to 2343 and encodes 780 amino acids. Gene Ontology annotation, molecular function: alpha-L-fucosidase activity. Gene Ontology annotation, cellular component: lysosome. The transcript has 3 exons.